AUGAGCGAGACGACCGCGAUGGACACGCGCGAGUACAAGAUCGCGAUCCCCGAUAAGAACGCGGAGGAGGACAGCAGAGCGGACUCCCCCGAGCAAUCCGGGGUGUGCACGCCGAAGAACGAGCACUCGAGCGGGUUCAAGCGCCUCCGGAGCUGGGAGCUCUCGUCCCUGGAGGGGGUGGAGCGAGCGGACUGGCAGGGCGCGGACGACGAAGCGCCGGGGACGUCCACCGCGUCCACGAUCGCGAGCGACGCGGAGGUGAAGGACCUUCAGGACCGCACGGUCAACGCGUGCGUGCAGCUCGCGGAAAUCAUCGUCUCGCUGAGACGCGAGAGGGAAUGGACGGACGAAAAGAGCGCAAAGACGAAGAAGAAGCACGAGCUCAGGCUCAGGCUGCGCGCGAUCGAACGGCGGAUCACGAUGCUCAAACCCACGGCGAAGCUCGAGUCGCUUCGUAAAUACGUCGAAUACGCGCUCGAGAAGGCGCAGCCCGCGGCGCAGCUCACCGAUCUCCUGGACGACGAGCUGCAGCUGAUAUUAUCGAAAGUCAACGCGACGAACGGGUCGUCGCCCAAGCAACUGCUCGCGUUGUCCACGGUGUCGAAACGGUUCGCGAAGCUCGUGAGGCAGCCCGCGGUGUGGCGAGACCUGGACGUGUCUUCGCACGCGUCCUUCUUGACCGACCGGGUUUUAAACUCGAUCGUUCGAGACGACGGCGCGUUUGGGAUGCUGCGCUCCGUGUCGUUGGCCGGGUGCACGAGGGUCACCGAGACGGCGAUCGUCAAGCUCCUGAACGCGUGCGGAAAUUCCUUGGAGCGUCUAGACCUCUCCGGGUGCACGCUCGUGAAGACGUCCACGAUCGAGCACGCGGCGCGGACGUGCACGAACCUGACGCUGCUGGACCUCACCGGGUGCGCGCACGUGGACACUCUCGACGCGUUGAAGAUGACGGAUACGUUUUGGCCAAAGUUGGAGGAGGUGCGUCUCGUGGGCACGUCGCGGCUCUCCGGGCGGGUGUGCCAGACCGAAUUCGACGCGCUGGCGGACGAGAUCGCGUCGCGAUGGAAUCGGUGGAGAGAAGCGAGAAGGGAGGGGCGAAGGCAGGCGCUGCUCGCCGCGGAGAUGGAGGCGGACGCGCUGAAGGUGAAGCUGGCGACAGGGCGGGAGCCCGCUGGCCUCGCCGAGCUCUUGUCCGCCGAGGACGAGAGGAGGAGAGCCUUGGAGGACCUGGAAUCCGACGACGCGGUGGCUUUGGAGGAGGAGCUGCACAUAGACCACGCGGAGUGCGACUGCGGCCCCGCGGUGAGCCUCGAGGCGAUGCCCGCUCUCGUGCGCAAGUGCCGCCGGUGGGUCGAGGCGUGGCAAGAAGGUCACCCGGUGAGCGCGUGCGAUCACGCGCUCGUGAUGCAGGGCGCGAUGGGCGAACAAGCCGGGUUAGCGACCCUGAACCUGUUUCCAAACUGCGGUCACGUCAUGUGCGAGGUUUGCGAGCAGAAGGAGCGCGUGAACAUGCAGAGAAGGCCCGUGGAGGGCGGCGAGUUCGAGUACGUGUACCCGUGCCGGCUGUGCAAUCAGGACAUGCCGAACCCCGGGGGGUUCGAGAUCACGCUCACGCAGUGA
Micromonas pusilla CCMP1545 is the source of this 1620-nucleotide messenger RNA. RefSeq lists its product as uncharacterized. Gene Ontology annotation, cellular component: cytoplasm. The transcript has 4 exons. Lineage: Eukaryota; Viridiplantae; Chlorophyta; Mamiellophyceae; Mamiellales; Mamiellaceae. The record is from RefSeq and is a predicted model, not a curated record. The coding region runs from base 1 to 1620 and encodes 539 amino acids.